UACGUUAUAAGCUCCGCUAUUUGUCGGUCUCACUAACAUGUAAUGUCACUCUUGUGCUGCUUUAAAUAUUGUAUUAGAUGUCCUUCAUCUCCUCCAGUGGUAGUCUCUGUUUGUUGUGUUCCCUUUUACUGUUAUUUCGUUUGGUUCAGUGAUGCUAAUGCUAGCUAGUUUAGUUUUAUGCUAGUUUAGUUUAGCCGACAGUAUUAGCAUCGGCUAGCUAACGUUAGCCACCAACUUCAACCUCAACGUAAAGCGAUUUAUUAGUGUCGUAAACACCAGGGGCAGUUUCUGUUAACGACAGCAGAAGGAGCAUCAGAGCUGGACAGACGACCUCCCGCUGUGUGAGAUGUGCGGUGUCGGCACCGCAACCAACUGUGUAUACGGCCCCGAUGGUAAAGGAACGGUGAGCCACCCCAACGAGGACGGACACCUGAGGUUCAGAGGCGAGGACGGCUGCUUCCUGUACGGGGUUUUUAACGGUUACGACGGCAGCAGAGUGGCCAGCUUCGCCUCCCAGUGUCUGACGGCAGAGCUGCUGCUCGGACAGCUCAACUCCAGUCACACGGACAGCGACGUCCGCAGGAUCCUCACUCAGGCCUUCGAUGUGGUGGAGAAGAGCUACUUUGAGACGAUAGAUGGCGCUCUGGCUGAGAAAGCUAACCUGUCCAACUACCUCCAACCACACGACGAGAAGGUGCAGGAGCAUCUGAAGGAGCUGGAGCAGGAGGUGUCUGGAGGAGCGACGGCCGUAGUGGCUCUGAUCCUCAACAACAAGCUCUAUAUCGCCAGUGUUGGGACCAACCGGGCUCUGCUGUGCAAGUCCAGCAGCGAUGGUCAGAACCAGGUUCUCCAGAUCGGCCGUCCGCACAGCACCGACAACGAGGACGAGCUGCAGAGGCUGGCUGCUCUGGGUGUGGAUUCAUCUCGUGUCCGUCAGGCGGGUCAGAUCUCAGGUCAGAGCAGCACCAGGAGACUCGGAGACUAUCGGGUCAAGUUCAACUACAAUGAGAUCGAGCUGCUCAGUGCGGCUAAGACGAGGCCGGUCAUCGCCGAGCCGGAGAUUCACGGCAGCCAUUCUCUGGACAGCGUGACAGGCUUCCUGCUGCUGAUGUCUGAAGGUCUCAUCAAUGCCCUCGAGUCCGCCCACGGCCCCGAACAAGCCAAUCAGGAGAUCGUAGCGAUGGUGGCGGCGGAGUUGGCCCUGCAGAGCGUCUUGGAGGCAGUGGCUCAGUCGGUGGUGGAGCGCGUGAAGCGUCUGCACCACGACGUCUACGUGUCCGGCCGUCAGCGGGCGACCUUCUGCUUACGACACGAGGACAUGACGCUGCUCAUCCGCACGCUCAACUACCCGCUGGCCGACGGGACGCUCACGCCCACGCAGGGUGGACGUAUCUACCCAGUGUCAGUGCCCUACUCCAACAGCCAGAGCACCAGUAAGACCAGCGUCACCCUCUCACUGGUCAUGCCCUCACAAAAUACUCUCACCAAUGGAACCAACACCGCCUCCACCCUGGAGGAAGGAACCCCCACACCAGGCAGCCAGAGCCCGACAGCCACCCUCCAGUCCACCAACACCCAGACGCAGAGCUCCAGCUCCAGCUCCGGAGACGGCAGCCUGUUCCGGCAGAGAGGCAGCCAGGCGGCUCAGCCGGACGAGACGGGGAGGGUCCCUCCUUACGUGGACUUCAGUCAGUUUUACCGCCUGUGGGGGGGCGACCACAGCGACGGCCAGAGCACCGUGGGAGGACUGGGAGGACUGGGACCCCAGUGAGGAGGAUGCUGGGGGUCCAGUUGGAAAGAGACGGACUGGGGAUGGAAUGCUUUUUACUGAAUCAUAACUAAAACAAUAAGUGAGCUGACGGUGCAUGGGGACGCAUGGAGGAAGGACUGAGGUUAUAAACAUUUAUAGGUUUAUUUUUUACUCCGGGUCACAAAUCUGCUUCCUCAACGUAAAUUUGAACUCGCCCCCCGAUAUCCAAUGUUUUUAUUAUUUAUUAUCAAAUAACAACAAAAGACCAAAGUUAAUAACGUUGAAUCUUUAUUUAAGGAGAUGAAUCUGGAGUUUCCAGGAUGGUUGAAAUGCUCAUAAACGUCGUCUUCCUUCUGCUCGACACUGAGCGCGUGCACCACAGCAGGAAGUGAGACGCUUCACUCGUGAGCUCACUCUGAUAAUAAUGUUGACUUUAUAUGUUGUUUUACGAGCCGGAUGUUGUAUUGUACUCACUUAUCGAUGAGCCGGUGAGGAACCAUGAAGUGAUGUUUGUGCUUCAGUGUGAUUUCAACGUCGUGGACGUGAGAGUGAUUACGUUCUGUGAGGCCUUCAAAUGGAUCCAAGAGAUGUUCUGAAAGUACCUUUUAAUUUGUAAUGAAAGUAUAUCUGCUCAUGA
Messenger RNA from Anarrhichthys ocellatus (wolf-eel), 2387 nucleotides. RefSeq names its product TGF-beta activated kinase 1/MAP3K7 binding protein 1 (gene tab1). Gene Ontology annotation, molecular function: protein serine/threonine phosphatase activity. The transcript has 11 exons. Gene Ontology annotation, cellular component: cytosol. Bases 347 to 1771 code for a protein of 474 amino acids. Lineage: Eukaryota; Metazoa; Chordata; Actinopteri; Perciformes; Anarhichadidae. Gene Ontology annotation, biological process: protein dephosphorylation. The record is from RefSeq and is a predicted model, not a curated record.